AUGCAACUGUCACCCAAAUGCCUUGACGCUGUGAAAUACCGUGUCUUUUGGGAAGACACGGAAGAGCCUUCGCUCAAGAAAUUUUUAGAUUUUCGACUUUUGGCUGGCGACUUAGAAGAUAAGCAAACUGAGUACCAUCGGUACAAGCAAGAACUAGAUACAAUUGGCAAAUUUUAUGCCGAAGUAUCUGAACCUGGACAGGAAGUGAUAAGGUGGAAAAAUGCUUUUAAGGCAAUCAACGGUAAUAAUCGUUUUUGGAAACUUCAAAACGAAAGACAAAAUAUUGCGGUGAAGAAUGUAUUGAUUGAGGAUAAAACCAAUAUGCAAGAGAACAAGGCAAAUGUGAAGGUUCGGAAGUUGCAGGCGGACCAACACGUAACCAUUGCUACGGUAACAACGGGACAAAUUCAACAAUAUGCUAGGUCAACAACUACCAAGAUCUCGAAGAAGUUUCUUGAUGAAAAAGAAAGGACAGUAAAGCGUACCAGAAUGUAUAAGGAAAGUGAUAACAAUGAUAAUACCGAAAAUAAUCAUUUAUUGUUAUCAGAUGAAAAAUCGUCAACUGUCUUUACCCAAGACCAAUUCUCCCCCAAUGAUAAAUCAUCCGAUGAUGACGGAGACCAUGUUAAUUAUAAGAUUGAAGAAUUCUCCAAUUCCAGCCUGUUAGGUAGAAAUGAUACGAAAGAUGGAACUCAAACACCUUCUCAUCAAAUCACCGGAAACACUUCCUUCGCUCAAUCCUCAGCCAGUGAAACCCAUGAAAGCAUCCUUAGGGCUUCUGAGAAUUUAACGGGCUUAGAUGAGGUUAAGUAUUUCAAAGAAUUUAUUUCACUCUUCGAAGAAUACAAAGAACGUGAAAAAAAUAAUGUGUACUCUUGCACCAAUGAUGAUGUUAUGGACAUCAGAGGUGAUGGUGACCUCGUCCACAACGAAACAAUAACUGCUAGAUUUGAUAGGAUCGAAGAAGGACUUGAUGAAACUCGCGAUGCACUAAAUCAAUUAACAAACCAAUUUCAGAAACUAAAUAUACGUAAAUGUGAUAUUUGUGGAGAAACUGGUCAUACUAAAGGCAGUUCUGAUAAUGAAGGAGACGGCUAUGAUGAAGAAAAUAAUACGUGGACUGGAUAUGAUCCACCGCUCUCACCGCCGAUACGAAAAAUGUGCUUGUCUCGAAAGACUCAGGAGGAGGAAUCGAAAGAAUCAGAUGAGUGGUUAUCAUCUUUACAAUAUCUGAAUGCUAAUAUAAAUGACUUAACUGUUAGAGAAUCUUUUUUAGAUCCUGGCAGUGAGUUCGGUGGUAUAAAUGACCCAGCAAUCAAGGCGCUUGGAUGGAAGGCUGAUAAACCAUCUAAUUUUGCUAUAAAGGGCAAUUCCAAGCAUAUCACCGAUUCUUUAGGAUGGUAUACAGACGUGCCAGUUACCUUGAAGGAUAAAGAAGAUAAGACAGUCACGGUCAUUGGAAAUUUUGUUCGUAUCGAUAUUGGUAAAACAGAACCAAUGCUAUUUUUAGGUAUGUCAAAUAUUCGAAAGGUUCAAGGUAUCCCUGAGCCAAAUAAAAACCAGUUCCGCAUAAAGUUACAUGGGAAGACCUAUGUUAUUCCAACAUAUAGCAAGGCCCCGAUAGCUAAGGAUCCGCCAAAAGAGGGACCGCAUGGCUCGCUCCAAGUAUCCACCGAUUCCUCUAGCCCGACUAGUGAGGAGGACUUAAAAAAAAGUGCGCAAACUGCAUGA
Messenger RNA from Ambispora gerdemannii, 1731 nucleotides. The record is from the annotation of a GenBank genome assembly. Lineage: Eukaryota; Fungi; Glomeromycota; Glomeromycetes; Archaeosporales; Ambisporaceae.